This is a messenger RNA of Cyprinodon variegatus (sheepshead minnow), 2202 nucleotides long. Its product is annotated as 3-keto-steroid reductase-like. Gene Ontology annotation, molecular function: 5-alpha-androstane-3-beta,17-beta-diol dehydrogenase (NADP+) activity; estradiol 17-beta-dehydrogenase [NAD(P)+] activity; 3-beta-hydroxysteroid 3-dehydrogenase (NADP+) activity. The transcript has 9 exons. Gene Ontology annotation, cellular component: endoplasmic reticulum membrane. NCBI's taxonomy places the organism in Eukaryota, Metazoa, Chordata, Actinopteri, Cyprinodontiformes, Cyprinodontidae. Gene Ontology annotation, biological process: cholesterol biosynthetic process. Bases 213 to 1250 code for a protein of 345 amino acids. The record is from RefSeq and is a predicted model, not a curated record.
CCUCUGACUGUUUUGGACUUUUGGACUUGCCGUAGCGGUAGCUGAUUGGCUAGCUUUCUGUUGACAUCCAAUCAUACCACGGUUUAUACUGCUGCAUAUCCUCUGUGAGGAAUCGGACGAUGGGCUGUCCAGCUGCUCACACAGUGAAUAAACACAAACUUUAGGAGCUUCCCCCCAUUUUUUCUCUCUUUUAUCUCCAAAUUCACUCAGACAUGGAGAAAGUUGUUAUCGUAACCGGAGCUAACAGUGGAAUCGGACUGGCCCUGUGUGAGCGGCUGCUCACAGAAGACAGCCACGUCCGACUCUGUCUGGCCUGCAGAAACUUGGAGCGGGCGGGGGCCGCCCGCGCCGCCCUGCUGGCGUCUCACAGCACCGCCUGUGUAGAGCUACUGAAGCUGGACGUUGGCUCAAUGCAGUCGGUGCUCAGCGCUGCAGAGGAGAUCAAGUCCAGGUACAACCGUAUCGAUUUUAUGUAUCUAAAUGCAGGAAUUAUGCCUAACCCAGCAGUGGACAUCAGAGCAUUUUUCAAAGGUCUCUUCUCCAGGAAUGUCAUCAACAUGUUUGCGACAGCAGAAGGUCUCCUAACUCAGCAGGACCGACUCAACUCAGAUGGCCUUCAGGAAGUGUUCGCCACUAACCUGUUUGGUCAUUUUCUGCUGAUCAGGGAGCUGGAGCCUCUGCUGUGUCAGCCGGGUCACACCUCCAGGUUGGUGUGGACGUCCUCCAGUAACGCCCGGCGCUCGGCUUUCAGCAUCGAGGACAUCCAGCACAGACGAGGGAAGGAGCCCUACAGCUCCUCCAAAUAUGCUUCAGAUAUGCUCAGUUUGGCGCUCAACAAGCACAAGAACCAGCAGGGCCUGUUCUCCUCUGUGAUCUGUCCAGGCCUGGUGAUGACGAACUUGACCUACGGGAUCCUUCCCUCCUUCUUCUGGACUCUCAUCAUGCCCAUCAUGUGGCUGAUUCGUAUUUUCACCAAUACCUUCACGCUGACGCCGUAUAAUGGAGCUGAGGCUCUGCACUGGCUGUUCCUUCAACAGCCCGAGUCUCUGGAUCCAAGAGCAAAGUAUCACAGCCUGACAUCCGGACUAGGGAAAAACUACACUGAACCCCGCAGGAUGGACCUUGACGAUGAAAUGACAGAGGUCUUCUAUUCAAAGCUUGUUGAGCUGGAGAAAGCAGUCAGAAGACAGCAGAGGGAGAGAACAGCCGACAGCAAACAUUAUCAGCAGUAUCUCAAUGAGAUACAGUAGUUUUUCCUCUGUGGAAAUGUUAAUGUAACGACUGCUUUUAGCUCUCUUUGCCAGAUCAAACAGGAAAAGAUUUUAUAUUUUCUGUAGAUUGAACUUCCUUCAACUCAUCAAGAUGUGCAGAAAUAAAUUCAUAUUUUUUUCUCAAAGUUCCGCUUAUUUCACUUGGAGAUAUAUUGAAAAACAUGUUAGAAGAAAAAACAACAGCAUACAUUUAAGAUUAACAAAGCUUUUAUGAAAAAUUUUUAUAGUCACUGAAUCACAAUAAUGGAGGAUAACCAAAGGAACCUCUUUCAUGCAUCAUAACAAGUGGAGUGAGGAAAAAUCUGCAGAGAUUUUAGUUUCAGCUUUUUACCAACAGUCUCCAUAUCAAAAAUGUUAUUUUUCAAAAGUCCUGGGGGCCUUUUCAUAACAGCCGGUGUUAUAAAAUCUUCUGAAAUAAAGCCUUGUUAAAAAACAGUUCCAGUAAACUGAAUUUAGUUCAGCUUUCAGUAUUUUUCAUUUUUGGGUGGUGAUUUGAUCCCAACUGAAGCCCAAAUCCACAGAAAUGGUUCAGCAAACUCAGAAUCGGGCAUCUAGGAAAAGUCUGUGGGAAAAACUACUAAAAGAUAGAACUCCUGUGGAUGAUUCAGCUCAACGUUCAGAGGUCCUUCAUGUAAAACGUUUAUAGAAGUGUUUUCCAAUUUCCAGCAGAGGGGGAGUAAUAACCACGGGUCAUUUUAUUUAAAAAACUAUUUCUUAUGGUUUAAUAUUUCUACGCCUUUUUAAAUUUGGUAAAUAAGGUGGCAAAGGCAUUUUUUAAAGUCAAAAUAAUUGGUGAAAAUGAAAAUUACAAGGUAACAUCAGGUAAAGUGACAGUGAUGUUUUUAUUUAAAACAAGCAAGCACUUAGUUUAAAGGAAUAGUACACCCAAAACAUGAUUAGCCUUCAUUUUCUACUCACCCCCAUGCUGAAC